AUUGUGUUGCAGGAAGUGUCAUAGGCAAAAAUACCCGUAACAAGCUUUCUCAGCUGAUCGGCUCAUGAUGGGAGGCGGAAGUGCCUCUUCGCUAUGGACGACGCUGGAGUUGGCCAGGGAGAAAUAGAUAUAAUUUUGCAAAUCAAUCUGCUCCUCCGUUUAAUUGCAGGGAAAAAAAGGAGGGUAGGCAGAUUAUUUAAUUUUCUUUAAUUUCCCCUGUAACUGCUAAACGGUUGUACUUUGGGCAGCGAGGAAAAAGUCAACCAAUCGUAUUUCCAUCUCCUUUUCCAUUUAGCAUUCGCAAAAGGCAAGAGUAGUUGGUUUUUUAAAAAACCACGAUUUUAAAAAUUGCAAUCCUUGGAAGAGUUUACAAGGCAGCCUGCCUUUCCCCCAGCUCCAUUUCUGUUCGUUGGUUUUAUUAGGGAAGGUGGGGAAUUAUUUUUUUUCCAGUGUCGAGAGAGGGGAGGAGAGAGGAAGAGGAAGUCUUCUUGCAGCAGCCUGGCUUGCUCCGUCUUCCCAGGCAGACUGAGAUGAAAUCAUUAUCGGGGGCGUUGGCAUGGCAUCCUUCAAGACUUUCGGCCAGACUGGACAGAGGGAAGACGAGGAGAGUGGAGGAGAUUUGGACCGAUCUCUCCAGCAGAUGCUGCGAGCGAUAGUGGAGGAGAGAAACCGCAUCAACAUCCGCCAGGAGAUCAGCGGGCUUGGGUGUUUCAAAGAUGACCGCAUUGUGUUCUGGACAUGGAUGUUUUCCACAUAUUUUAUGGAGAAAUGGGCUCCCCGACAGGAUGAUAUGCUCUUUUAUGUCCGUCGAAAACUGGCCUAUGUUAGUGGCGAUAAUACAGAUGGAAAAAAGCAGGUUGAAGUUGAGGUUUACCGUAGGGAUUCUAAGAAGCUGCCUGGCCUGGGAGAUCCGGAUAUCGAUUGGGAGGAGAGUGUCUGCUUGAAUCUCAUCUUGCAAAAGCUUGAUUACAUAGUAACAUGUGCUGUGUGUACUCGUUCAGAUGGUGGGGAUAUCCACAUUCACAGAAAGAAAUCCCAGCAAGUCUUUGCAUCUCCAAGUAAACACCCUAUGGACAGCAAAGGGGAGGAAUCAAAGAUCAGCUAUCCAAAUAUAUUUUUUAUGAUUGACAACUUUGAAGAGGUAUUCAGUGACAUGACUGUAGGGGAAGGUGAGAUGGUUUGUGUAGAGCUGGUGGCCAGUGACAAAAGCAACACAUUCCAAGGAGUUAUCUUCCAGGGAUCCAUCCGCUACGAAGCCCUGAAGAAAGUUUAUGAUAACAGGGUAAGCGUUGCAGCAAAAAUGGCACAGAGGAUGUCAUUUGGCUUUUAUAAGUACAAUAAUAUGGAGUUUGUGAGAAUGAAGGGACCACAAGGAAAAGGACAUGCAGAGAUGGCAGUGAGUCGGGUUUCAACAGGGGACACUUCUCCCUAUGGAACAGAGGAAGAUUCGAACCCGGGCUCGCCUCUCCAUGAAAGAGUCACUUCAUUCAGUACUCCUCCAACUCCCGAACGAAACAACCGCCCUUCUUUUUUCUCCCCAUCCCUUAAGAGGAAAGUGCCCCGGAAUCGCAUUGCUGAAAUGAAGAAGUCCCACUCUGCCAAUGAUAGUGAGGAGUUCUUUAGGGAUGAUGAUGAUGGAGAUCUGCACAAUGCAACAAACCUAAGAUCACGGUCAUUAUCUGGAACAGGAAGGUCUCUUGUGGGCUCAUGGCUGAAGCUAAAUAGGACAGAUGAAAACUUCCUACUCUAUGCACACUUAACAUACGUCACGUUGCCACUGCAUCGAAUCUUAACAGAUAUUCUAGAAGUGCGGCAGAAACCAAUUCUGAUGACAUAGCAGAUCGCUGGGCACUGCCUUGGAAACCUUGCUGCCAAGUGCCUAAAAAACCCCAACCAAACUACAGUGGUCUUCUGUCACAACACCACCAUCUAGUGUCAGGAACUUAACAUUAUACUGAAAAAAGGGAUGUCUAGGAAUUACCAGCCAACCAGUCAAGAAGUGCCUCUUUCUUCUGCUAUACGUACUGUAUGCUCACUGCAAACAAAAAAAAACCCUGUCUCUUUAUAGACUGGCAGAAAACUUCCAAUCAACCAACCAACCAACCACCACAGAAGUUGGGACUGUGUUUAAAGAAAAAAAAUGCUUUAUGAAUAAUUUGUUACAGUGUUUACUUCAUAACUGGAAAUAAAUGAACAUGUACAGAAUGUAUUAAUCUUUCUAUACUUUAAGAGACGUGUCCAUGGGAUUUCAUACUGAUGUACCAAUGAACUUCGUUUCAUAGACUGUUGAAAACCCUCCUUGUUCCUAAAUAAAACAUCUUUGUGUAUGUCUGUACAGUUGAAAGGAUAGCAGAAUAACAUGACAAUGGAGAGAAAUCAAGGACUUGGCCAGAGUCCCAUUUGGCUACAUAUAGUAGUCUAGCUGGAGCUAGAUGGUUUUUUUUUCUGUUUCUGUCAAUAGUAUAUUUUAGGGCUCACAGUGCAAACUGAUUCUACAAUUUAUAUAAUCUCCAUCUACCAAAGAGCAGCAAAAGGUCCAACCAAAAAUGACUGAAAGAUCAACAGUGAAGAAAUGUAUUGUGAUUUGAUUCCAGUAUGGCUAAUACUUCUAGGAUAAAUCUGUCUUUUAACAGUGCAGAUGCCUACAGUUUGGAGCAGGAAAGGAAACAUGAACGCAAGGCCUCUACUACCAAAAAAGAAACAAACCCCAGCACACCUCAGCUAGUUGCUUAUAUUCUGAAUCAGUGAGAAUUACAACCAACUGAAGUGAGUUACUACAAAGCUUUAUACUUCAAACAUCUCAUCAAGCAGUUACCUCAGAUCUUCAUUGUAUUGGUGCUGUGCUAUACUGAAGCCUACCUUAUUUUGGAAGGUUAUCAAACAUGACCUAAACAAAAAUCUAGGAAAGGUUAUAUUUGUCUGUGUAUAGAAAAUAGUCUGCUGAAUGUACAACAGAAGGUGCAUAGAUAUGUGCCAUUUUGAGUGUGGCAGAGAUUGUUCACUGCUCUGUGAGCACAUGUAUGGUCUGAGGUGAACUUUUUUAUAUAAACAAGGAAAGAUCUUUCUCUCAA
Molecule: messenger RNA, 3071 nt
Organism: Hemicordylus capensis (graceful crag lizard)
Lineage: Eukaryota; Metazoa; Chordata; Lepidosauria; Squamata; Cordylidae
Product: KIAA0930 ortholog
Exons: 10
Coding region: 557-1837 (426 amino acids)
Source: RefSeq, a predicted model, not a curated record